Messenger RNA from Polypterus senegalus (gray bichir), 2096 nucleotides. Its product is annotated as E3 ubiquitin/ISG15 ligase TRIM25-like. Gene Ontology annotation, molecular function: zinc ion binding; protein binding. The record is from RefSeq and is a predicted model, not a curated record. The transcript has 6 exons. NCBI's taxonomy places the organism in Eukaryota, Metazoa, Chordata, Cladistia, Polypteriformes, Polypteridae. The coding region runs from base 52 to 1728 and encodes 558 amino acids.
UCUAUGUUUGCCUGACUGAUUCUCUCUGCUUGCUCCUCCUCAGACUGAACGAUGGCUGAAGCACAGCUGUGUGGAUUACAGGAUGAGUUCACCUGCUCGCUGUGUCUGGACACCCUGACUGACCCCGUCUCAAUCCCCUGUGGUCACAGUUUCUGUCUAAAGUGCCUCACGGACUGUUGGGACCAAAGCCAAGUGUACAGAUGUCCGCAGUGCAGACACACUUUAAUCACAAGGCCUGAUCUUCACAGAAACUCUGUGCUGAAUGAAGCCGUCAAGAAAUUAAAAAAGCCGAGACUCAGUCCUCAUUCAUCUCUGAAUUAUGCCAGCCCUGGAGACGUGAAGUGUGACGCCUGUACUGAGAGAAAUCUCCGAGCAGUGAAGUCCUGCCUGAACUGCAUGAUCUCCUUUUGUCAGAAUCACCUGCAGCCCCACUUUGAAAUUUCAGCCUGGAAGGUCCACAACCUGGUUGAUCCUGAUGGAAAUCUGAAGUUUAAGCUCUGUGCAAAACAUCAGAAAAGUUUAGAAGCAUUUUGCAAAACUGAUGGUACAUGUGUCUGCGUGAUGUGUGUGGCAACUGAACAUGAAAGCCAUAAGAUAGUCGAGCUGGAGACGGAAACAGGAGAAAAACAGAAACAGCUGGGGGUGACAAUGAGUGAAAUCAGAAGGAGACUUGAGGAGACAGAAAAUAAACUAAAGGAGACGAGGAGGGCGAUGGAGCAGAUGAAGAUGUCAGUGGAACGACAGAUAGAGGAAAAUGAGAAGAGCUUCACUAAUCUGAUCCACUGCAUUGAAGAAGCCCAGAAAAAAUUGGUUGAGAGGGUCAGAGAACAAGAAAAGAGAGAAAUAGAGAAGGCUGAAAGAGUCAUUGAGCAACUGGAGAAGAAGAUAGAGGAGCUGAAGAAGAGAGAUGCUCAGCAGAAGGAGCUUUCAGACACCAAGGAUCAUAUCCGCUUUCUGCAGACUUUCUCAUCUCGCUGUGUCCUUCCACCUGAUGGAGAUUCACUCAGCUUCACUGUCACUGCUGAUUUCUCUUCUGAGGACCUAAGAAAGGAGCUGUCAUGUCUGACGAAGAGUGUGGAGAAGGUCAGCCAGUGGGACAUCAAGACAUGGAGUCCAUCAGGUCAUGAAGCUCCCAUUUUUGUCCUGCAGCCUCCUGAACCUCAGAGCAGAGAGGAGUUUUUACAAUACUUCUUUCCACUCACACUGGACAUCAACACGGCACACAUUGAGCUCCAUCUGUCUGAAGAGAACAAGAAGGUGACAUCUAAAUGGACAGAGGCCGAAUAUCCUGAUCAUCCUGACAGAUUUGACUGCCAGUGUCAAGUUCUGUGCAGAGAGGCUCUGACUGGGACUCGCUCUUACUGGGAGGUGGAGUGCACUGGCGAAAGUCUGAGGAUAGGAGUUGCAUAUAAAGGACUGAACAGGAAAGGAGAGGGCUGGGAGUGCAGCCUUGGAAAUAAUGACAAGUCCUGGAGUUUGCGGUGUUUUAAUUCCCAGUACUCUGUGUGUCACAAUAACAAGGAGACUGAAAUUGACGCCCCCUACAGCCCCAGAAUAGGUGUGUUUCUGGACUGGCCUGCUGGCUCGCUGUCAUUUUAUAGCGUCUCACACACAAUGACCCUCCUGCACAGGUUCAACACCUCCUUCACUGAGCCCCUCUAUCCAGGGUUUAAGGUUGGUCCUGACUGCAGUGUAACAAUUGGCCAACUAUCACCAUGUGACCACUGACCAGUACCUUCCACCGGUUGCUUGGCAUCCCACAAGUGCAGAUCCUCUUUGCAUUUGUUGUUUGGGGUCAAAAUUAAUUUUACAUGAUGGCCAGAAGGGGCUGCACCUUUGUGCCUGAAUUUGUGGAUGAGAAUGUGGGGUGAGUGUGGCUGUCAAGGUCACUCUGAGUAUUACAUACAUGGAGAAAGCUUGUGGGACGGAAAGAUUUUGGUUUGAUUGAAUCAUCAUUUUGAAAAAAAAAAUUCUUAAUGUUGUCACUUCCUUUAAGGACAGAGCGAUUUCAUAAGGCAAAAGAAUAUUUAACUUAAUUAAACUUUAUCUCAAUGAUGUCUAUACAUUUACAACUUGGAACUGUAAUAUUUUGUAAA